Molecule: messenger RNA, 945 nt
Organism: Ochlerotatus camptorhynchus
Lineage: Eukaryota; Metazoa; Arthropoda; Insecta; Diptera; Culicidae
Exons: 3
Coding region: 43-753 (236 amino acids)
Molecular function (GO): N-acetyltransferase activity
Source: RefSeq, a predicted model, not a curated record
CGGAACCGAUCACACGUGAGUGUGAGAGAGUGUGAGUGGAAAAUGAACUGGAGUCGUCCGGCUGGAACUGAGUGGCCUCGUGUUUGGAUACGGUUUAGGGCGCGCGAUUCGCUCGGGGACCAGUUGGUGGACUACCGAGUUCAGGAUCUACCGGAGGAUCGGGUUCGAGAUGCUAUCGAACACAUGAAGAAGCACUUUUUGCGCGAUGAACCGAUGUGCAGCAGUGUUGGGUUGUACAAGGACGCCGAUGCCCUGGAGGAGUUUGAUCAGAUGUGGCAGGAUAUCGCCCGGCAGCGGAUGGCCAUUGUGUGCUUUCGCGAGGGAUCGGACGAAAUUGUCGGGCUGAACAUGCUGACCGUGGCGGCCAAAGCAGAUGCGAAGCAGUGCAUGUUCAAAUCCACCGGCCUUCAAAUGGUAUACGACUCGUACGUGGGCUUGCUGAAACAAAUUGACCUGUUCGAGAAGUACGGCGUAGACGAAUACCUAUCGGCGUGGGGCCUCUCCGUUGCUCCGAAGUACCGAGGCCGGGGUAUAGCGACGGAGCUUCUACGGGCUCGCAUUCCCAUGUGUCGUGCGAUGGGCCUCCGGUUAACGGUGACGCUGUUCUCGUCUCCAGGAUCGCAGAUUCCGGCUGCCAAGGUGGGAUUCUACGACGAGAUUGUGGUGACGUACAAGCAGCUGGCGGAGCAAGGUUAUCUCUUUCCGGGGGUGACACACGAGCUGUGCAAGCUGAUGACGAUGGUCGUGGAGUAGCAGCAGAGUUAUGGAUUAAUGUCGCCUUAAACAAACCCCACACGCAUCAAUAUAUUGACGCGAAGGGGAAUUAUUGACAAUAAUAUUGAUGAUGUGAAUUCAGAAAUAUUGUCAAUCUCGAUAUAUUGACGUCAAUAUAGAAUGUAUUGACAAUACGAUUAUUGUCAAUAAAAGCAAUCGUGUAGGGUCCAC